AUGACGUCAGUGGAAAAUAAAUGUGGUUCAUGGGUUUAUGAUACUUCAAUGUUUGGGUCAACACUAGUUACCGAGUUUAAUAUGGUUUGUGACGAUGAUAUCUUAAAAAAUAAUGCUAUUAUGGUGUUGUUUACAGUGAGUGUCACGUAUUACGGUAUAAUGUUAAAUUUAAAGUUUUUGGUGGGAAAUAUAUAUCUGAAUCUAUUUCUGACAGCCAUCAUUGAAGCAGUUUGUUAUACAAUUGUUACAUUAGUAAUAGAUAAAUUAGGAAGAAAGAAACUGAUAUGUGGAUGUUAUUCUCUACAGAUUCUAUCAUUAAUAGCUGUAAUAUUUAUACUACUAUACGUACCACCAGAUCUGAACUGGUUGAUGACAUUAUUUACUUUGAUUGGUCAGUGUGGAGCAAUAAGUAGUUUUGCUAUAGUUUGGUUGUGGACAAGUGAACUUUUCCCGACAGAAUUAAGAAAUGUUGGAACCGGUACUGGUUCCGCUACAGCACGGGUAGGAGCACUUGUUGCACCAUAUCUAGAAUUAUUGAGUAAAUUAGUUCCUGGAAGAUUUAAAGAGGCUUCGCCAUUUUUAAUUUUUGGCAUCAUUUGUAUGGUUGCUCUAGUUCUUAUCCUCUUUGUCCUACCUGAAACAAACAAACAAAAACUACCAGAUACUGUGAAUGAUACAGAAAGAUUGAAACAUGGGUUUGGAGAAACGAGAGAUAUUAUGAAUGGGAAAGAUGAAACGGUUGAAAUGCUUGGUACAGAUUCUAAAUGUUGACUCUCGAAUUUGCAUGUUUAUAUGGGAGAUAUAGAUUCCUUUGUUUUGUAGUAUUUAAAUAAUAUACGAGGGCAAUUCAUUCGACAAU
Molecule: messenger RNA, 859 nt
Organism: Patella vulgata (common limpet)
Lineage: Eukaryota; Metazoa; Mollusca; Gastropoda; Patellidae
Product: organic cation transporter protein-like
Exons: 6
Coding region: 1-771 (256 amino acids)
Biological process (GO): transmembrane transport
Cellular component (GO): membrane
Molecular function (GO): transmembrane transporter activity
Source: RefSeq, a predicted model, not a curated record